Molecule: messenger RNA, 948 nt
Organism: Cyphellophora europaea CBS 101466
Lineage: Eukaryota; Fungi; Ascomycota; Eurotiomycetes; Chaetothyriales; Cyphellophoraceae
Exons: 3
Coding region: 1-948 (315 amino acids)
Source: RefSeq, a predicted model, not a curated record
AUGCUGUUCCCUGCUAAUCACGACCAACUAGCUGCACACCUUUCAACACUCAUCACCACUACCCGUCCCAAGAACAUUCCUGCUGCUCUGGUCAAGUCACCAGGCCUCUCUAGCAAGCUUCUGCUAUUGUCUAGCAAUUCCAGACUAUCUUCCAGUAGAACUUUCUGUGGGUUAAGAUUCCAGUCACUGACUCUGUUCGCCAUGCCUCUCAAGGUUUGGAUCAUGUUCGAUUUGGACAACACUCUCAUUGAUACAGAAUACCUCGCCUUCAAUUGCGUAGCCGCAGUGGCCAACCGUGUUCUCGAGUCCAAGGGAAUCACGGAGAAAUACACUUCCGACAAGCUCAUCGGUGAGCCAGACUUCUUUGGCCAGGCAUGGAAAACUAUGCUCAACAAGCUGGCCGAGAAACAUGGCUUCGAAAUCACUGACCAAGAGCGCAAGGCCUGGCGUCAGUGGGAGGAAGAGGCGGUCAUUGCCGCUGUUCAGAAGCAUGGCAAGCCCACCAAGGGCGUUGUCGAGGUGCUUGACAAGCUCACCGAGGAGAAGAAGUACCGUCUCGCCAUCGUCUCCUCCUCCAGCCUGCCCCGCAUGCUGGCUUGCCUCGACGGUGUUGGCCUUCGCAAGUACUUCGAAGAUGCCCACAUCUUCUCGGCCAGCACUAGCCUGCCUGUUCCGUCCGCCAAGCCGGCCCCAGACGUCUACGAGUUCGCCCUCAAGACUGUUGGUGCAGCCGCUGAUCAGGCUGUCGCGGUUGAAGACUCGCUGGGAGGCGCCACGGCUUCGGUCGGCGCCGGUAUUGACACCAUCGGCUAUGUCGGCUGCAUGAACAUGCCAAUGUUCCAGAUGCAGCUCGAAUACGACUUCCCUGAGAAGGGAGCCAAGGCCACAAUGACCCAUUGGGGUCAAUUCUUUGAGAUUCUCGCCAAGAUCGAGGCCGGCGAGGAGUGA